Mycena indigotica is the source of this 1107-nucleotide messenger RNA. RefSeq lists its product as uncharacterized. The transcript has 5 exons. The coding region runs from base 1 to 1107 and encodes 368 amino acids. NCBI's taxonomy places the organism in Eukaryota, Fungi, Basidiomycota, Agaricomycetes, Agaricales, Mycenaceae. The record is from RefSeq and is a predicted model, not a curated record.
AUGCCCCCACUCACCCGCACACUUUCUGGGACGACCAUCCGCAGCUGGUGGUCGGACAACAAUACCAUCGGCGUUACCAUUAACCUGCACGCCGUCGCCAAACCGCUAAUACGGGCCCUGCAUGGGCGUCAAGCGCGGAGCUUGCUGAAGGCUUCUGAGACGGAGCCGCUGUCAAUUGAGAGGCUGGAGUUAUAUGUGGGGUAUCUCCGCGGCAAUUACAUCGCCUCUUCAGCAAAAGCGCGCAUUUUGCAGGAGCUGGAAGAGAGGAUACGAGCUCCGCGAUUUGACGGCGACGUCAAAGCAAUCCUCUACGGCCUCAAUCCUCUUCAUAUGGACCUACUCUGCCAUUUUCUGGCUUCCGAAGACCCGACAAUCAAGCUCCCCGCCUGUUACAUCGCUCAACGGGUUUGCAUCCAGACACAGGAGAUAUCCCACGCCUGUUUACUGGAGUGUGCCGUGGCUUUGCUGUACUCUCCUUACGAAGUGACCACCGAAGCGGCCACGUUGGACAGCCUCGCCGGUAUUUGCUGGCGCGGAUUCGGCGCAGAGAUCGUUGCCAACGUCGCUGGAAGCGCGGCCAUGCCGCCAGCCCGCAUUGACCAGCUUCUCUCUUCCGUCGUUACUCUUCUCGUCGGUGCCUGGUCGUUCCGCACGCUUUGCGAGGCUAUAAUCCCGGGACUCGGCCCCACUGACAUCCCCGCUGAGCCGUGGACGGUCAUGUACCUCGACCAGAUGCUUGGCAAUCGACCAGUGGUCAGUCGUAGCGCAAUAUGGGCGCUCCGCCAAACAAUAGCAGUCAAACCCAUCCCCUCAAUCGAGGUUGUCCGACAUGCGCCAGACAUCAUAAAUACCCUCCCACACAACCCCGCGCGACAGCAGUUCGCCUGCUGGUUCGCGGCCACUCUUAUCCUCGAGUCCGAGGCCUUUCCUUACGAGGGAAUGGAACGCGUCUUUGCAGGCGCUGUCCGCGACCCUGCCAAUGAUGCACGCUUGCGGAAGGCUGCCAGAUUUGGCAUAGAACGGGCUGCAACGCGGCGAGAGUACCAGCUCGUUCUUUCAAGGGUGAAUAACAGCCCGGGGGAGGGCGUUAUGGGAGGCAGUUGGUAG